Molecule: messenger RNA, 489 nt
Organism: Perognathus longimembris pacificus (Pacific pocket mouse)
Lineage: Eukaryota; Metazoa; Chordata; Mammalia; Rodentia; Heteromyidae
Gene: Rnf224
Product: ring finger protein 224
Exons: 1
Coding region: 1-489 (162 amino acids)
Source: RefSeq, a predicted model, not a curated record
AUGCUGCGGCCCGAGGGCCCCCGAGCCCCGGAGGACGGGGCGGCGCCCCCGGCCCCCAGGAACGACUGCAUCGUCUGCUACUCGGCCUACGACCUGUGCGCGCACCUGCCCCGCCGCCUCUACUGCGGCCACACCUUCUGCCAGGCGUGCGUGAGGCGGCUGGACGCCCCCGCGCACGAGCAGCGCUGGAUCCCCUGCCCCCAGUGCCGGCAGAGCACGCCCACGCCGCGGGGCGGGCCGGCCAUGCUGGACCUGGACCUGGCCGCCUUCCUGGCCGCCAGGGCCGAGCGGGAGCCGCCCCGCGCCGCGCCCGCGCCCCCGGCCCCCCUCAAGGGCAGCACCCCCGUCACUGAGCAGCCCGCGGGGAGCGGCCCCAGCCUGGGCCCCCAGCCCCGCUUCCCGCAGCCCGGACGCUGCUGCUGCCGCUGCUCGGGCUGCUCGGGCUGCGGGAGCCCUUGCUGGUGCCCCCCUGGCAGCCCCGAGGCGUGA